Molecule: messenger RNA, 5113 nt
Organism: Hemiscyllium ocellatum (epaulette shark)
Lineage: Eukaryota; Metazoa; Chordata; Chondrichthyes; Orectolobiformes; Hemiscylliidae
Product: prenylcysteine oxidase-like
Exons: 6
Coding region: 133-1617 (494 amino acids)
Biological process (GO): prenylated protein catabolic process; prenylcysteine catabolic process
Molecular function (GO): prenylcysteine oxidase activity
Source: RefSeq, a predicted model, not a curated record
GCGGAGGAGCUCUGCGAGAGAGCGUGAUCUUCAGCAGCCCAUUGCUGCAAAUACUUACUGUCAACGGGUUUGGGACAUCUUCCGUCCUUGUUGUCACUGUGCAUUGGUCAUUGGGUUUCAGCUCUGUGCAGUAUGGCUGGUAGAGCUGUGUUGACUUGUACUUUAUUGCUGGGAAUCGCAGUCACCGUGAGCCUUCUGGAAGAAGCGCCUCCUAAAAAAAUAGCUGUAGUUGGUGCAGGAAUUGGAGGAUCAUCAGCUGCCUAUUUCUUUAGACGGGAGUUUGGCCACAAUGUUAAAAUUGAUGUCUAUGAGAAGGGCACUAUUGGAGGUCGACUAGCAACAGUAACUGUAAAUGGUCAGCAAUAUGAGAUUGGAGGCUCAGUGAUUCACCCUCUCAACCUUCACAUGCAAGAUUUUGUUAAACAUUUAGGGCUGAAGCAUAGAAAAAAUGUUCCAGAGAAAGUGGCACUAUUCAAUGGGGAAGAGUUUGUAUUCGAAGAAACUGAUUGGUACCUCCAGGAUCUGUUUAAAAUGUGGUGGCGAUAUGGCUUUAGUUUACUACGUCUGCAAAUGUGGGUGGAAGAGAUUGUGGAGAAGUUCAUGAGGAUCUACAAGUAUCAGGCCCAUGGCUAUUCCUUCAGUACAUUGGAAGAAAUGCUGCAGUCAUUGGGUGGGGAUCGUUUUAUUAACAUGACACGGCGACCUGUGGCAGAGACCCUGCAGGAACUAGGAAUCUCCCAGCGCUUCGUUGAUGAAGUAGUCUCUGCUAUUACGAGAGUAAACUACGGGCAGUCAGUAACCAUUCCUGCAUUUGCUGGAGCAGUAUCGAUAGCAGGGGUCCAAGCUGGCCUUUGGGCAGUGGAAGGAGGAAAUAAACUGGUUUGUUCCCAGUUACUUGAUUCAGCAAAAGUCAAUGUUGCCCACACCACAGUGACUUCAAUUUCUCUGCACUCAUCAGGAGAUAAGUCCCUUUAUCAACUGAAGUAUGAAAAUGAAGAUGAAGGCGGCUAUGAUUUCUAUGACAUUGUGGUGAUUGCGACGCCUUUACAUCGGGAAACCUCGAAUAUUACCUUUAAUGACAUGACACCACCAGUAACACAUUUUCCUGGUCACUACCAACAUAUGAUUGUUUCUAUAGUGCAUGGUUACCUCAAUUCUUCGUAUUUUGGGUUUCCAGAUCCCAAGCUGUUUCCGUUUGCAGCAAUUGUAACGACCGACAGCCCAAAGCUUUUUAUGUUUAGUACAAGCAGUAUUUGCCCAGUGAAUAUCACCAGUAAUUAUAGAAGAAAACAACCACAGGAAGCUGCUGUAUGGAAGGUUUUCUCUCCAUCACCCCUCACCAAAGAACAAUUGAAGACACUCUUCCUUUCAUACUACUCUGUACAAGUCACCGAUUGGCUGGCAUAUCCUCAUUACACCUCAAUGAAAGGAAUCCCUCCUAUAGUUCUACAUGACAAUCUCUAUUAUUUGAAUGGUGUAGAAUGGAUAGCGAGUAGCAUGGAAAUGUCUGCCAUUGCUGCUAAAAAUAUAGCUUUGUUGGGGUAUAAUCGGUGGCACCAACAACUGGAUAAGAUUGAUCAGAAAGACUUGGUGCAUAAAAUCAAAACUGAACUGUAGAGGCCCAAUCAAAUUCUGAUGAAUAUACACAUUGUGUAAUAUACUUGAAUUUGAACUUGCAAUGCCACAGUUGGAACUUAGUAUUUUAAACUGAUUGUUAAGAAAUUAAAUUAAAAAGAUCUUGUUGCUGAUUGCUAACCUGUUCAAUUAACUAUUUCAAAGUUGUGAAAUAUCCAUUUUUUUUUCCAAAUUACUGCCUCAACUGUUUUGUGAUUUCAAAAAGGGAGUUCACACACAAAAUUUAAUAUUUUAAGGAAGAUAGGAAAUGUUUUAGAUUUACCUAUGUCUAUUGGGAGUAUUGUUAAAGCAGAAAAUUCUGGAAAUUCCCAGCACAUUAGGCAGUGGCUGUGGGGAACGAUAAGUUGACUUACAUUUCAAGACAGAAUAUUUAAAGCAACAUGGCAUGGCCUGCAUUUGUUGUCCAUCACUAAUUGCUCUUGUGAAAGUGGUGGUCAACUGGACAGAGUAACAGGACGUCACACCUAGUGACAGUGAAGGAAGGGCAGUACAAUUUCAAGUCUGGAUGGUUUGUGCCUUGGAGAGGAACUUGCAGCUAGUUGUGUUCCCACGGUUCUGCUGUUUUUGUCAUUCUAGGCAGAAGUAAUUGCGGGUUUGGAAGGUCCUGUCAAGAAGCAUUUGGUAAGUUGAUGCUGUCCAUCUUAUACAUGUUGUAUACUGCUGCCAUUGUGAUUGAGGGAGUGAGUGUUUAAAUUGAUACAUAGAUUGCUGAUCAAGCAGGCUGUUUUAUCCUGAGUGGUGUCAAGUUACUUGAAUGUUGCACUCAUCCAGGCAAGUAGAGAACAGUCCAUCCCACUCCUGACUUGUGCCUGGUUUACUGGUGGAUAUACUCUGGGGUGGGGACAUCUGACAGUGAGUUAUUAGCUUCAGAAUUCCAUCCUCUGCUUACACCUCUCAUCACAGAUGCUGCCUAAUCUGUUGAGUAUGUCCAACAUUUCUGGUUUUAUUGUAGUUUUCCUGUAUCAAUUUUCCUGAUUAUUGCUUUUUGUAUCAAGAAUACCUCAGAUAUUUCAAACAUCCUGUUACCUUGAAUUUGUUGUUGGUCUAAGUCCACAUGGAAAUGAUUAUGGAAACUUCUCACUCAAACUAUUAAGAAGCAACCAGGGUACACUGAUUUGUGAAUGAUUUAUCAAAACAAGCAACAGCAACAAGAAGAAAUGCAUUUUUGUUUCAGCUGGUGAUUAGGUUGUGGAAUGCAUUACCUGAGAGUGUAUUAGAGAGGUUUACUCAAGGUCUGCAAAGAGACUCAUUUAAUUAACAAAGUGAACAAAUUUACAGGGGUCCAGGAAACAGAUAGGGACUGGCCUUCUGUGCUGUAGCCAUUCAAUGCUUUUGUAAACUGGUGUACUAUGUAGAAUGACAAGACAGAGAUUCUAUCCCAGGGGAUUCCUUCUAUUCUUCCCAGCUAUACCACUUUAAUUUGCCACUGUGGUUUAAUCUGUACAAUUUCCCAAACACACACAAGCCUGUGAAUUUACAUAAAACAGUGGGGAGGUAAAGUACAUCUUUGAAGGGUACCUAUUUUCCCUUUGGUCUUCUGGGGUGUUGGAAAAUAAAGAGAAAGAUCAGCUGAUGUGAAGUGCAGUUGUGUGUGAACUGGAACUUAAACAAGGAGAACAGUUACCAGCUAAAACAGACAGUGUUCACCUUAUCCCACAAUGAGAAGGCAUGUGAGAAAAUGACAAAAUUAUAUUUGCUUGGGCACGACAUCAGUAAGAAGGUGUGGACCAGUAUAUUUUAUUUUAUAAUAGUCAGUCCGUUCUUCCUAUCAGUUUACUCUAGAGAGAAAUCUUGAGAGGUUUUUUAACUUGGUUGCAUUAGUUCAUCUCUUAAGAGCCUCAAAUUAUACCUUCUGUACAUAUUAUUUUGCACAGUGUUUCUUCAGUUCAAGUUUCAGAUACUAGUAACAUCAGUUUAAAAUUAGAAAGAAGUUGGUGAAAUAUGGAAAAAGCACAAUUUAUAAUUCUACAAUAAUAUUAAUUUAGUUACUUUUCUCAAUUGCCUAAUCAUGCAAAUGAUGUUGCUUUAUCGAUUCUGAUUUGCUAAUAUAUUUCUAUAUCAUGUAAAUAAACUUCAGCUUGAAUAUUCUUUGUGGGAUUGGGCAUGCUUUAUAUAAAUAUGGAUAGCUCGUGGAAGUGAAUGUUAAAGAUAGCCAAUAGAUUUGUUUCUGAAAAGUUCUGCACCAUAAUGUUUAAUGUGAUCCUGAGCCAUCAGAUGGUCACUGAUGGGAAUUCUUUUUGUCACAAACUCAUAGCUGGUUUAACAUUUGGGAUGCUGGAAGGUUUAUUUUUUCUGGACAGUCUGGGAUAGAGCAAAUCUUACAAGUUCUGCUCAAAGGCAGGUCCAACACACAGCAUUCCUGUUGGAAUUAUAUGUUUCAAUAUGGAGCCACUGCAUUGUCUGACUUGACUGAUGUACCAAUGGCCAUUUAGCUUCCGUGAUGAUAGCUAUGCAUAAACAAGACACCAGAGGAUUCAUACCAUGUGUGGGAUAACUUCUCACUGUUGUGAAAUAAGGGGACACAAAAAAUUCUGUACUGAAAAUUAGAAAGUGAAUUUGAAGGGGUAAAGUGAACAGGGAAAUUGCCUAUCGAUCAUUGCAUUCUCGGAAAGUGAAUCAUGAAAUAGUAAAUAUUUUACACACUGACAACUCUAACUGCAGAAAUUGGUCAAUCUCCACAGUAGUUUUUAAAAAGGCUUUUGCUGAGUAAAUGGAUAAGAUUUCACCUUGAAAGCACUUCAUGAUUUUUUAACUUUUACAUCCAAUGAAUGUUAACAUUUUAUGCGAAUAUUCUGUGAAUCUUGGUAGUACAACCUGUUGUUAUAUUUUCUAAUUUUGCACAAAUGACCAUUGAGAAGAUACAAUGUGCCAUUCUCGUGUUGGUAUAUUUACAUAUUACCUGAAUGCUGCCGCACUGUUCGUAAGAGUGCUAAUAUGGUUUAGUAAAGUAAAACAAAUGCUGAAAAUAAUGUAUCUACAUAGCUAAUGUUGGAAACAAAAGAUCUUCACAUUAUAAUUUGUGUUUUAGUAAAGGUUCCUUCAGAGUGACAGUAUUUCCACUGUGAUUAUGUGUUUAUGAUUUGGAGAUAUAAUUCUGUGGUGUAUUAUAAUUAAUUCGAUGGUUUUGUUUUAUGAAAGGACCAGAAAUAUUGCAAAGAAUUUUCUGAUAAUUAAAAUAGAUUGUUUUUCUUUUCUUGUAAUGAACUAUGAUGUCAGGAUUCUGUUUUAUUACAACAAAGUGCUGAAUAAAAUUGCAUUAGUAAGGGGAAUAAUCCAAAAGUUAAUUUUCAAUCUCUUGCAAAUUCUGUUGAAACCUGCAGAAUAUUUCUUCCUGCUUGUGAGUAUGGUCUGUUCAAUUCACCACCAUGUAACAGUCUGCAAAUGUUCAAAGACUGGCUUUGCUAAUGGGAUUUGCCUUUGAAGACUUUGCUUCUUGUAUUCUAAGCCUAUCAUUCAAAUAAAGCUGACUGAUUGUGGA